Molecule: messenger RNA, 2132 nt
Organism: Ostrea edulis (European flat oyster)
Lineage: Eukaryota; Metazoa; Mollusca; Bivalvia; Ostreida; Ostreidae
Product: GTP-binding protein GEM-like
Exons: 4
Coding region: 142-1257 (371 amino acids)
Cellular component (GO): plasma membrane
Molecular function (GO): GTP binding; calcium channel regulator activity; GTPase activity
Source: RefSeq, a predicted model, not a curated record
GCAUAUAUAGACCGCUCAUGUCUAGCUCGGAUCAAUACAGAGGCUGAACGCGCAGCUUUCGCUUUACAUCUAACUGAUUCAAGCUAUGUGCAAUGUUAUAUUAAAUUAAGGAAACUUAUAUCUGUGUAAAUAUUGGACGUCAUGACGAAAGAGCAUCAGAUCAUAGCGACUCUAAAAGAGGCAAAAUCUGUUUUAGAUAGGCAAUCAAUUUUGAAAUCUUCAUCUAUGUUUUCUGAAAAGCAAGGACGUUGUUUACAACUUUUCGGAAAUAAUCGCCCGUCUUUGUCCGCUCCUCAAUCCCGGUCAAGUUCUAUGAGGAAAGUUAUUACGGGAGCUGAAAGCGGGAAAUCUACAGUCAUCAGACGAAACAGUCUCCCACUGGAUUGUGAUGCAACAAAGAUCAUACAGUGUAACGAAGGAAAUUCCUGUCCACACACGGACUCUCAAGAGACAUUCCAACGCAUCAGGUCAUUCAAACUGACUUCCAAAGGACUGGUCAAUCAUGGUGAUUCCUUCAGAAAUAGACAUAGGGGCAAAGCUCUGCCGACAAGCGGAUCAUUUAAGUGUGACAAAAGACAACGAUUACCGAGUGAAACCUCGAACGACACGGACAGUUGCUCAAGCAGCGCCAACGAGUAUUAUCGUAUCGCAAUACUUGGUUCUCACAGUGUCGGGAAAACAACACUUAUGAAUCAGUUCAUGACCUCGGAAUAUAUAGGUGGACAAGAAGAUGCCAAUGACAACAGUUCUUCCAUGAAUGUCUCGGUGCUCCUUGAUGGCGAAGAGUCAUCUCUAGAAUUUUGGGACGCUCGCGUCGAUCAGGAUGUCGGUGAGAGUUUCUUCGAUGCCUUCAUCUUUGUAAUCUCGGUGGACGACGUUGCUUCCUUUGAGAAAGCGGGUGAGGCAAUGUGUCGUUUAAGGAAUGACCUCGGCUCCGACCGUCCCAUCAUCCUCGUUGCCAACAAAAUUGAUCUUGUACGCAACCGGAAAGUCACCUCGGAAGAAGCAAGAAAGGUCGCUAAUCAGCAUGAAGCGAAAUACAUCGAGACAUCAGUGACGUUGCACCAUCACGUGGAUGAACUUUUAGUCGGCGUAAUACGUCAGAUCCGGAUGCAAUUACAUGUCACCUUUCCGGAAGUUGUGCCAUUGGAUACCAAUAAACAAAAGUACAUGAAAGGACCUAGAGGCUUUCUAAGAAAAAUUUUAAAACUGAAAAGGAAAAACAAACAACCAAUAGAGAAUGUGAUUGAAUACUGAUUUAUCAUUAGAUAAAUGAUGAGUUGUUUUGACUGUGAUACAUUUAACAUUGCCAAAUAUAUAUUUUCCUUCCCGUUUUAUGACGCCGAUAUCGAAGGCCUGGGGGCAUACUGUUUGGUUGUUCUUUGUUUCUCUGCACCUUUAUCCGUGGUUAUUACGUUUAGAUGUACAAGGAAGACAUCUCUCAUUCCUGACCACGGCUGCUAAUGGUCAAGGUCAUUCAUCGAAGCCAAGUUACAAUUUGGUUUUCAUAAACACAUCUUGUUUCUCUUUACCAGUACUGAAAAUAUGAAUUGUUUUGAACUUAAGGAGGCAUUCUACAUCGUCAUGAUGGCUGAUCCCCCUUUAAAACAUGGAUGAAAAUGUAAAUCAUGUAUCAGCAAUAUUUGUCUAUUCAUUUCAAAUAUUAUUACCUAGCUGGGUAGCUCAGUAGGGCAGCACGUCAACUACAAAAAGAGAAGAAAAAAGCACGUCGACUGCAGAACUGUAGAUCGCGGGUUCGAGACCAGCAGGGGUUUUAAUUUUUUUCCAGAUUGCUUUCUACUAAAACUGCAUUUUUUGACUAUAUAAAGUAAAGUAGAAGUUUUCAAUUUCAAAAUAUUGUUGUAUAUAUCCUCCAAUUGUCAUUCAAAUUUCUCUGGUGUAGCAUUCUUCCUUAAAAUACAUUUGUCAAAAUGACUUUUAUUAUCAUUGUAAGUUUAUUUCGGAAUUACAAUCUUGAUUUUAUACAUUUUAAUUGUUGUAUUGAACUAAAGGAUUUUGGUGCAACAUCUAUAGGUUGCAUUCAGAGUUUUAUUAGUCUAAGAAAAAUCGCAUUUAAUGUAUGUAUUGUCAUUCCUAUUUUGCAUUAAAUUAUGACAUAUUAUAAAAGAAAA